AUGAUUGCUACUUCGUUGAUACCAUAUGUUAUGAUCAAUGCACAAAUCAGUAUUAAGUUUGUUCAGGAAACUAUAAAAGGCAUCCAUCACUAUACUCCUAGUUAUAGAAAAGCGCAAAAAGGGCGUAAGAAAGCUUUUGAGAUGGUGUAUGGUGAUUUUGAAGGUUCUUUUAGGGCAUUGCCUCGAUACAUGGCUGCCCUAGAACAUUUCAAUCCGGGCACUAUUGUUGAGUGGACACACGAGUCAACUACAAUGCAAGGCGAACACAUCUUCAAGUAUCUUUUCUGGGCCUUUAAACCAAGUAUCGAUGGAUUCAAAAGUUGCAGGCCGGUCAUCUCAAUAGAUGGCACCCAUGUCUAUGGUAAGUAUGAGAUGAAAUUGUUGAUUCUUGUUGGCAUUGAUGCAAACGGAAAUAUUUUUCCACUUGCAUAUGCUAUAGUUGCACGUGAGAGCUAUGAGUCAUGGACUUGGUUUCUCAGUUUAUUAUGGAGACAUGUUGUUUGUGAUAGAAAAGGCAUUGGACUAAUUUCUGACCGUCACCAAGGGAUCUUGCAAUGUGUAAUGACACAUGAAUGGUUACAACCACCCACCACACAUCAUAGAUUUUGUGUUCGACAUUUAAAAAGCAACUUUAACAAAAAGUUUCUUAACUCGAUCUUGAGAAGCUAA
Molecule: messenger RNA, 669 nt
Organism: Lycium ferocissimum
Lineage: Eukaryota; Viridiplantae; Streptophyta; Magnoliopsida; Solanales; Solanaceae
Exons: 1
Coding region: 1-669 (222 amino acids)
Source: RefSeq, a predicted model, not a curated record